Messenger RNA from Ceraceosorus guamensis, 734 nucleotides. RefSeq lists its product as hypothetical. Lineage: Eukaryota; Fungi; Basidiomycota; Exobasidiomycetes; Ceraceosorales; Ceraceosoraceae. Bases 228 to 653 code for a protein of 141 amino acids. The transcript is spliced from 2 exons. The record is from RefSeq and is a predicted model, not a curated record.
CAAAGCACCCAUCCGCCCUCAUCCAACGGUCAUUCUUCUUCGCUCAUCGCCUUGUGCAAACUUUUUCUUUUCUUUUUUCACUUCUUUCACAAACUUCUCCAGACCUCGAUCGUGCUGCUGGCAGCUCGUAUCUUGCUCUCGAAACCUUUUUAAGUCCUUGCUUUCGCACUGCAACUUGCCUUCGCGCAAUUUUCCACCAGAACACACCUUGGCCACAUCCCGUCACCAUGCGCUUCUUCCUCAUUGCUCAACUCGCACUCUGCAUCGCUGCGCUUGCCGUAGCCGCGGCUCCGAUUCCUUAUGGACAGAUCGACGAACUCGUCCGCCGCGUCAACGUCAAGGUCGAGCCCAACGUGGGCAAGAAGAAUGCAGCAACAGCGCAGGCCUGUGUGGAGGCGUACUGCAAGAACAAUGUCCCUUCGGCCGACUCGGCCACGGUGUUUGACAACCUCCACAAGAGUCCAUCAGACAGCACCCCGCACUACACGACGUCCGUCAAGGAUGCCAGCGGCAACUACAUCAACGGCUUCGCACCCGGCACUACGCCCGACAAUGGCCAAAAGGCGCCCAUGCACCACGUCGACGCAAGCGGCAACCCUACUCCGCAACAGCAAUCAGUCAUGAAUGCGAACGGAGGAAAGUUCCCCAUUUGAGGCAAAAGAAGAAGAUUCCGAGCCGCUGGUGCCGUACCAUUGCUUGAUCUCAAGACAAAGAGGAAUGUCCGCUGGCGUUUU